CCUAUCAAUAUGCCUAUACUCAAAAUUCCUAUCAAACAUUAUUUAGGAAUAGUGUCACAGUCUCAACAAGAGGAUUUAAAAAAACGUUUCAGAAAAAGGGCCGAAGAAACUGAUACUGCUAGAAAUGCCACCGAUGUCAGAAGAACCCCCUUUGAAACAACAGAAGGCUUCAUUGAAAAAUACAAUCAAGCACAAGGCUGCAAAGAGCAGGAACAGUAUGAACAUCUUGCAAAGCAGUUUCUUAGUCGAUGCAAGCGUCGUGCAGGAUUCACAUCUGGAGGUGAAGGCAAACAUGUUGAUCUCCCCGGGGCCUGGACACAGCUUCUCCUGCUGAGCUUGUGCAAUGGAAAAGUUAGAAAUGAUUCUUUGGAUGUCCUGGUCGUGUCAUUGGACCAUGCACCUGUUGAUGCAGAUCAGAUCCCUGUGCUGUUCCACCUGGCAGAGUCAGCCCAGUAUUUCCUGUGCUCUGAAACAACUCUUUUGGACCAGCCAUGUUCUUAUGAGAUGAAGAUGCUGCAGCUUGGUUAUUUAGUCUCUCUGAGGCUGUUCAUCUUUAAACUGACUGGUAAUUUGAAAGGACAUCAGCCAAGCAGCAUCUAUCUUCACAGCUUAAAAGGGCUGUUGAAAUGUGAGACACGCUACCAAGAGUUCCCCGACAUGUUAUUUGCCGCUCACUUCAUGCUGCGCUUCGGGGAGGAUCUGUGUGCUCUCAAACUUACCAACGACAGUUCAUUGCAGGUCUCUGCGGAAGCACAGGAGCAUGGUGUUAACCAGAUACUAUGGCACUGCCUUCUCAGCUAUCACUGUGUGCAAAACAAUGGCACUCAGCUCUCUCAAGUGAUCAAACAGCUUAUGUUGCUGAGAGAUAAACUUCAACAUGACAACUGGGCCCACUGUGGGUUAGGACUGAUGAUUCUGGGAGAGGCUGCCAAAUCUAGCAUGCUGUGCCUUCAGACACUUAUGAACCUUCACAUGACCCAAAGACAAGAAAGUUCUCAGAAAGCUUCCUGGCCGUGGCAGUUGGAGUACAUUUACUGCUCUAUUUUGAUCAACAUUUGCCAAAACAGCUACUGUGCUGAAAUUAAGAAAACAGCCCUCAGUGGACAGUCAAACUCUACUCAGUGCAGACGUUCUGGAGGAAUUAUAACCUUGCUAAAACAAUCGCAUGAAGACACAUGGAGGCUGCGGUACAGUGUGGUUCAGGGUUUGGCACAGAUCAGCCGCAGGAUUACGCUUCAGGAUGGUUUGAGGAACACAGCCUGGUUAAUGCUGCAGAAGCACCUGAAGCAGGAGACAGACCCCCGUGUCAUGAAUGUUGUGAGGAUCACUGAGGGUGAUAAAAGGCUUCUGGAGAACCACAGAGAGAGGAUGAGAAGUUCCCACACAGUUGAAGUGUGCGUAUGUGCACAGAGCGAGCGGAUCACUGGUCGGCUAGCACACUCUCUUUCCCAGAUCUGCUCUCCAGUUCAGCUCACUACUCAUUCUGCAGACCACCGGCACAGAAUAAAAACCACCAAACCCAGGAAAGAGGCAGUUUCCACAGCCAGGGCCGGAAGAGGACGCCCUGAACUGAUCACACCCCACUCCAUUACGAAAGACCAUCACAAGACACCAAGACAGGGCAAACAUGAAGCUUCUCAUCUGGACCUGAGAACCAGGACUGAUAUUGAUCUGAUUAAAGUUGUGGAAGAUCAAUGGCAAAAGGAACUGAAAAUAAUGAUGGAAAGAGAGGAAGAGAUGGAAAAGACAGAGCUGGAAAAAAGAAAGCAAGAGGAAGAGGAGAAGAUCAUGAAGAAACGCAUGGAAAAGGUCAAAAAGAACACAAAACCUUAUCAGUUACCAUGAAAUGACAACAUACGAUGAGUCUUUAAAGCAACAAGAAAUAGUCCUUGAAAUCCAAACAAAAAAGUCUGAACAUUUUUUAUUUUUUUGUAACAUUCCUUUCAAAUGACACAGACAUUCGUUGGCUACAAUUGUAAUUGGCAACACUGGUAAAAAGAGGCAUACUCUUCAGAUAGUCACCACAGUUUUCAAGAUUAAAAAAAAGGAAUGUUCUCACAAGGUUGGAAAGCAUCGGCCUGCUUUCAUUAUCCAGUCACAGACCAAUUUGCUCAUAAAAGUGUGAAUUAAGCAGCUAGUUGGAAGACAGUGAUCACAACACUUCUGACUGACCAACUGAACGGCAAGCCAGUCGAAAUUUU
Molecule: messenger RNA, 2201 nt
Organism: Sinocyclocheilus anshuiensis
Lineage: Eukaryota; Metazoa; Chordata; Actinopteri; Cypriniformes; Cyprinidae
Gene: tmem232
Product: transmembrane protein 232
Exons: 13
Coding region: 10-1845 (611 amino acids)
Source: RefSeq, a predicted model, not a curated record